Saprolegnia parasitica CBS 223.65 is the source of this 795-nucleotide messenger RNA. RefSeq lists its product as hypothetical. The coding region runs from base 1 to 795 and encodes 264 amino acids. Gene Ontology annotation, biological process: ubiquitin-dependent protein catabolic process. The transcript has a single exon. The record is from RefSeq and is a predicted model, not a curated record. Gene Ontology annotation, molecular function: ubiquitin protein ligase activity; phosphatidylinositol binding. Lineage: Eukaryota; Oomycota; Saprolegniomycetes; Saprolegniales; Saprolegniaceae.
AUGAAGCAACCGUCGCUACUCUCGUCGCUCUUCGCGGGCCUCGACCAGCCCUUCCGCGCGCACCUCAAAGCGCCGAGGUCGGCCUACGUGCACAUCCACGCAGAGAUCGUGGCCACGUCGCCCAAGUCGAGCUACACACAGUACACGAUCGAGCUCACCAACCCGAUCACCAACUCGUGGCGCCGUGUCACCAAGCGCUACUCCGAGUGCUACCGCUUCCGCAAGUCGCUCAUGCGCAUGUACUACUCGAUCCGCCGGGAUGCCGAGAUGGCGCCGCUCGCCGAGCUGCUCCAGCGUCUCUGCCUCACGCCGUUCCCUAAGCGGUACUUUGAGUCGGACGAUGCGUUCGUGCGCAUGGAGCGGACGCAAGGCCUCACGCUUUUCUUCGACAUGCUCUUCUCGCUCUGGAAGGACGGCCUCCGCCUCAUCACGCAGACCGAGGUGCACUGCAUCCUCGCGAAAUGGACGUUCAUUGAGGCGAUGCUGGAAGCGUUCCUUGACCAGAGUCUGCAUCACAAGGCGCCGACCAACCUCGACGACACCUGCGCCAUUUGCCUCGGCGACUUUGAAGAUACGGUGUUUCAGCUGCGCUGCGGGCACUGCUUCCACCGCGACUGCGCGCUCCAUUGGCUCGUCGAACACGCCACGUGCCCCCUCUGCCGCCAGACCUGCAACGCCGGCGACGUCCAUAGCGCGUCGGCCAUGCAGCCGCUCCUCCGCACCACGUCGACGAUCGCCGCGCCCGCUGCUCGCCAUCACAUGCCGUCCCGCGCCGUCUCGUGCAUAGCGUUCUAG